This is a messenger RNA of Ziziphus jujuba (common jujube), 1462 nucleotides long. Its product is annotated as beta-glucosidase 11-like. NCBI's taxonomy places the organism in Eukaryota, Viridiplantae, Streptophyta, Magnoliopsida, Rosales, Rhamnaceae. Gene Ontology annotation, biological process: carbohydrate metabolic process. The transcript is spliced from 9 exons. The coding region runs from base 57 to 1127 and encodes 356 amino acids. The record is from RefSeq and is a predicted model, not a curated record. Gene Ontology annotation, molecular function: beta-glucosidase activity.
AUAAAUAAAUAAGAAUAAGAGAGGAUUAGAAGUGAGACAAAGUUCGAAAUUACACCAUGUUGGAGUUGAGCCUCUCAACAGCAUCUUUUAAAUUUGUAGUGAUAAAUAUAGCACUUUUUGUAGUUUUAGUUCAUGGAGCAAAUAGCUUUACCAGAGAUGACUUCCCACCUGGCUUUGUUUUUGGUGCUGGUUCUUCAGCUUAUCAGGCUGGUGGAAGGAGCAUCAAACCAAGAUGGAAGGACUCCAAGCAUAUGGGAUACCUUUGCCCAAGCUGGGAGUAUGCAUGGAGACACAGGAGAUGUAGCAUGUUAUGGAUAUCACAAGUACAAGAUGGAAAAGGAGCUAUAAAUCCUAAGGGUUUGCUGUAUUACAACAACCUAAUCAGUGAAUUAAUCAGCUAUGGAAUACAACCACAUGUGACAUUACACCAUUAUGAUCUCCCACAGGUACUUGAAAACGAGUAUGGAGGGUGGGUUAGUCGAAAGAUUGUAAAAGACUUCACCGGAUAUGCAGAUGUGUGCUUCAGAGAGUUUGAUGAUAGAGUUAAAUAUUGGACUACUGUAAAUGAGGCGAAUGUGUUUGCGCUUGGGGGUUAUGACAGUGGAAAUAUGCCUCCUGGUCGAUGUUCUUCUCCAUUUGGAGUUGUAGAUAAUUGUUCUGCAGGAAGCUCCUCAACUGAGCCCUACUUAGUAACUCAUCAUAUCUUGUUAGGACAUGCAUCAGCUGCUAGAUUGUAUGAGAAAAGGUACAAGGAUAAGCAACAUGGAUUUAUAGGGAUGAAUAUUUUUCAAUAUUGGUUUGUUCCUUUUACAAAUAGCAUUACAGAUAAAAUUGCUGCUCAAAGAGCCAAAGAUUUUUAUAUCGGUUGGUAUUUGAAUCCUUUGAUCUUUGGAGAUUAUCCAGAAAUCGUGAAGAAGAAUGUUGGCUCAAGGUUUCCGGCCUUCACGAGUCCUGAAUCCAAAAGAAUUAAGGGCUCAUUUUAUUUCAUAGGAGUGAAUUAUUAUAACAAGAUGCAUGUCAAGGAAAAAUCCAGCAGCCUAAAGUCGAAAAUCAGGGACUUCUUUGCAGACACAGGAGUGGAGCUUAUAUUUGUGCGAAACGAAUCUGCCUAUGAGAUGAAAAUCUGAAUAUCGACUGUUAUGUCUGUCUACUGGUGGGGAUUAUUUCAGUUUACUAGAUCAACUUGUAGAUGAUGGAGAUCAAUAAUGUAAACAGAGAGAUGAUGGAUUUUAGUGUUUCUUUAGUAAUAUUUCCGAGUAAAAAAAAGAAAAGACAUACGUUACCAAAACGAGCUAGCUUUAGAAUUGUGUAUAAGUAUUUUUUUUUUUUUGGGCCAACAGAAUGUUUAUAGGUUUAAAUGCAUUUGAUUUGAAUCCUUGAAGUAUGCUAUCAUUUUAGCAAAAUGAACACAUAUAUCAUUAAAAUAUGUGAUAGAUUAAAUCAUUUGUAACCAAGAAAUGCA